Messenger RNA from Leptinotarsa decemlineata (Colorado potato beetle), 567 nucleotides. RefSeq names its product zinc finger MYM-type protein 1-like. Lineage: Eukaryota; Metazoa; Arthropoda; Insecta; Coleoptera; Chrysomelidae. The record is from RefSeq and is a predicted model, not a curated record.
AUGGCAGGGCAGUAUAAUGGAUUACAAGCAAAGCUUGAGGAACACUGCACCUGCGCCCUGUUCGUCCUAUGUCUGGCGCACAGCCUGAACCUCGUCGUUGGGCAGGCCGCUGGGUGUAUCAUAGAGGCGACAAGCUACUUUCAAUUGCUGCAAAAGUUGUACAGUUUCUUCGCCAGUUCUACACAUCGCUGGAACGUGUUGAAGAAGUCUCUCGGGGAAGGUACAGUGGUGAAACGACUUUCGGACACCAGGUGUUCUGCGCGCACGGAUGCUGUAUCUGCAUUGCACAAGUGUUACCCAGCAAUAAUCGACGCACUGAGGACCAUGGAUGACGAACGCGAAACUCUGGAAACGCGAAACGGAGCUCGAGGCAUUUUGGCGAUACUGGAAACGUUGGACUCUGUUCUGCUGACCGAGAUGUGGAGCAACAUUUUAGUCAGGUGCAACGAGACGUCGAAGAGUCUACAGAGUGAAAGUCUUCCUCUCGACGUAGCCCUCAAGUUGGUGGAAUCCCUGCUUGCGUUUGUGGAGGAUCAACAAGACAUGUUCGAGACCUGCAUUAUUUGA